ACCCCAUGGGGUGUGUUCUGUACUCUUCUGUUUGUUCAGAAAAACCGAAAGCAAAAAUAUCAGAGUGAGGGACUGUGUCUGUGAAAUGGCAGCUAAACCUUUGAUUCCUGAGGACGAUCUCUGUUGCUCUGUAUGUUGUGAUAUUUUUAAAGAGCCUGUUCUCCUGAAAUGCAGCCACAGCUUCUGUAAAAUAUGUCUGCAGCAGUGCUGGGAAAAGAAGAGCUCUCGAGAGUGUCCCAUCUGCAGGAGAAAUGCAUCUAGGGAGGAUCCUCCUGUAAACCUGGCUUUAAAAAACAUUGUGGAGUCCUACUUAAUGCAGAAGUCUAUAAGGGAAGCUGCAGGCAAGAGUGAUGAUCACUGCAGUCUUCAUGGGGAGAAACGUUUAUUCUUCUGCGAACAUGACCAAGAGCCUCUCUGUGUCGUCUGUCAGACUUCAAAAAAACACAGAAACCACCCAGUCUGUCCAGUGGAAGAGGCUGCGCUGGAUCUGAAGGAGGAACUCAAGCCUGCACUUAAUCUCAUUAAAGAAAAACUGAAGAGGUUUACUGAUGUUGAAAAAGAAUGUAAGAAAGCAGCAGAACACAUCAGGAGUCAGGUCCAGCACACAGAGAGGCAGAUAAAGGCAGAGUUUAAGAAGCUCCGCCGGUUCCUGCGAGAGGAAGAGGAGGCCAGACUAACUGUACUGAGGGAGGAAGAGCAGCAGAAGAGUCAAAUCAUGAAGGAGAAGACUGAAAACAUCACAGGACACAUCUCCAACCUCACAGACAAAAUCACAGCUAUAGAGAAGGCCAUGGACACUGAAGACACCUCCUUUUUAAAGAGCUACAAGAACAUCAAGGAAAGAGCCCAGUGCACACUGAAGUUCAGAGUCUGGGAGAAGAUGCUGGAGAUGGUGCAGUACACUCCUGUGGUGCUGGACCCCAAUACUGUACAUACCAAAGUCUCUCUCUCUGAUGAUCUGACCACUGUGAGAGACACAGGUACAGACCAGAAAUAUCCUGACAAUCCAGAGAGGUUUAAACCCUGUGUGAAUGUGCUGGGAUCUGAGGGGUUUACCUCAGGGAAACACAGCUGGGAGGUGAAGGUUGGGAAUAAAACUGCCUGGGAUAUAGGAGUGGUGAAAGAGUCCAUCAGUAGGAAGGGAUAUAUUUCACUCAGCCCAGGGAGAGGAUUCUGGGUCUUAAUUCUGAGGAAUGGUGAUAAGUACAGUGCAGCAGGAGGAUGUCACAUCCUCGCACUGAAGCAGAAGCCCCAGAGCAUCAGAGUGCAGCUGGACUAUGACAAGGGGGAGGUGUCCUUCUUCGACUGCAGUGACAUGUCACUCAUUUACACUUUUAAAGACACAUUUACUGAGAGAGUGUUCCCGUACUUCUGUCCCUCCCUGAAAGAGAAUGGUAGGAACAAUGGACCUCUGAAAAUAUGCCCAGUGAACAUUUCUGUAACGGUGACAUCAUCCCGGUGAAGGCGUUUGUUAAAAGAUUAACAAAUUGUUGAUGUUGUACUUCUGAAGAAUUUUGAAAAACGAAUCUGUUUCAGUAUGUUUGGUUGAUGACUUGAACUGGGGCAGACUUGCUGGAGAUGUGAAUUGAUCAAAUGGUUGAUGGCUUUCAGAACCAGACAGGAUGCAGACACAUACAUAGGUGACAGUGACCAUUGGGUCAGGCCUCAGUAUGCAUGAAUGCUAAUUUUGGAUGGACCUGCAGGAGACGUAAAGUAUAAAGGGGGUGUUUUGAUAGCCUAUCAGAAGAGAGCUGACAUUCAUACAGAGGUAACAAGAACAUUACCUCUUUUCCACCAAUGCGAACCUAGUUCUGGGCUGGUGCUAGUGCCGGUUUGUAGUUGGUUCAACGUGCAAACCUUCUAAGAACCGGUUUGCUUUUCCACGGGUUAGAGAGCCACGUCAUUACGUCACUGUACACGUCUGUAUACGUCUCCGCUUUCCCAGCAACAUCAUUACCUAUUAAAAUGUAUGUCCUGUAAAAAUACAGAUAAUAAACUGUCUAAAUGUAAA
Messenger RNA from Anguilla anguilla (European eel), 2011 nucleotides. RefSeq names its product zinc-binding protein A33-like. Bases 86 to 1462 code for a protein of 458 amino acids. The record is from RefSeq and is a predicted model, not a curated record. The transcript is spliced from 7 exons. Lineage: Eukaryota; Metazoa; Chordata; Actinopteri; Anguilliformes; Anguillidae. Gene Ontology annotation, molecular function: protein binding; zinc ion binding.